Molecule: messenger RNA, 2429 nt
Organism: Chelonia mydas (Green sea turtle)
Lineage: Eukaryota; Metazoa; Chordata; Testudines; Cheloniidae
Gene: POLR3H
Product: RNA polymerase III subunit H
Exons: 7
Coding region: 177-797 (206 amino acids)
Biological process (GO): DNA-templated transcription; transcription initiation at RNA polymerase III promoter
Cellular component (GO): RNA polymerase III complex
Molecular function (GO): DNA-directed RNA polymerase activity; DNA binding
Source: RefSeq, a predicted model, not a curated record
UCCAUAUGUCAAUCAACCCCUUCGGCCCGCCCGGGAAAGGCGAUUGGCCAGCCCACCGGAAGUCACCUGGCCGGUAACUAGGGGGCUGCCGCGGCGCGGGACGAUCUGCUGGCGCCGGUGUUGCGGUUGCCACGUGCGCGCUGCACCCGGGAGAGGGACACUUGCUACUAGCUGCCAUGUUUGUUCUAGUGGAGAUGGUGGAUACGGUACGGAUUCCUCCGUGGCAGUUUGAAAUGAAGCUCAAUGACUCCAUUGCUGAAGAACUAAAUAAGAAGUUAGCUAACAAGGUUGUGUAUAAUGUUGGCCUCUGCAUCUGUCUGUAUGACAUCACAAAGCUGGAAGACUCGUACAUAUUUCCUGGGGAUGGUGCAUCGCACACUAAAGUGCAUUUCCGGUAUGUGGUAUUCCAUCCCUUUCUGGACGAGAUUCUGAUUGGGGAGAUUAAAGGCUGCAGUCAGGAUGGAGUUCAUGUUUCUCUUGGUUUCUUCGAUGACAUUGUCAUCCCUCCAGAGUCCCUGCAGCAGCCAGCUAAGUUCGAUGAAGCAGAGCAGGUCUGGGUGUGGGAGUACGAGACAGAAGAAGGGGCUCAUGACCUGUAUAUGGACACGGGGGAGGAGAUCCGCUUCCGGAUAGUGGAUGAGAGCUUCGUUGACACAUCCCCUACAGGUCCAAGCUCCACAGAGGCCUCCACCUCUGGUGCCACAGAGGAGGUGCAGAAGAAGGAGGCACCCUACACUCUGGUGGGAUCCAUCAGUGAACCUGGCCUGGGCCUCCUCUCAUGGUGGACAAACAGUUAGCAGCAGUUAGAACUUGCUCUGCAUGGACCCUACAGGAUGGAUGCUUUCAAGGAUUGCAGGAGCCAGCUGGUGCCCUGCUCCCCUCCAGGCAGCGGACAAGAAAGCAGGGCUUCCAUGUUCCUGUAAUUGCUCCCCACCAAGUCGAGCUGGCAACUGCCAAGAAAUACCUCCGUUAGAACUGUACAAGUAAAACUACAGACACAAGGGCUGCCCUGUUACAUGAGCCCAGCAGCCACAAACCCACCUGGGACUUUGACAUCCUGGAAAGCAGAGCAAAAUUGGGUUCAAAUGCCAAAGAAAGUCUCUGCGGUCUUGAAAAAGAGCAGUCUAAGUUGUUACAGUGGCAGGACAGGUGGUGCUGGCUUGAGACAUGUAAUGAGAAGUGUAAGCAAAGGCCUGUCUCUCCUUUAGUGGAAGUGUUCAUAUCUCCUUGGCACAAAACAAGGAGGUGCUGCUGUCUUAACAUGAGAGAAAACUGUAAAGUAUGGGAAAGGGAUAUGCUGGCUCUUAAGCCAUUGUAAACCCUGGUGAUGAAAGGAUGGGGAAGGCUUUGAGAGCUGGGGCAAGGAUGGGAAUCCAGCCCAUAGAGGAGGAUUCACUUCACUGUACAAGGGAGCUGGAGUUCCAUUACAUGAAUUGCUAUGAUGAUGGAAGGGUGUCAGCUUACUAGGAAGCAAUUUAGCUGCUGUUUCUAAUCCUUUGCUGUCCUCUGAAAACGAGCACCUGCUACGGUGCUGAAGUGAGAUGCUGUAAUACGGUGGAUGGGCUGUGGUCUUAUGCAAAACAAGCUCAGGCUUGGCUGAAAUGUUCACUUAAUUUUAGAAGCAAGGCCAUAUGGCUGAGUAAAGCUGUAUUUCCAAUCCCUUAGGGGGUGGGAAGGCUGGUUUUAAUAUUAGAUGAAUAAAUGUUAUUACUGGCUGUACACAACCCAGCUUCCUGUCUAUCAGGAAAAGACAAACUCAGGUUCCUGCAGUUUGGGAUGCUUACUCCAUCUUAAUGCAGAUACUUUCUGGCUUCUACUCUGAGGAGCAGUAUUAAACAUGCAGGAACCAAACUCAAUUACUUUUGCUGACAGCAGUGAAAGGAAAGCAGGGAACAAAAAGUUAGUGGGAGUCUGUGCAGGGCUGUGAUGUGUUUUGCAUGAUUAAAUACCAGCCAUUUUGGGGGGCUAGAAUUUCAUUGGAUGGUGGUUUUGCUGACCUCAACCAUGAAAGCAAAGCUUAAGUCACUGGAACCAUUCCUACAAUAUAAUUACAGCCCCUUACUUCUAAGCUUGGCUACUGCUGGUUCAUAGAUUAAUCAAAAGGAAGUCUAGAAUUCAUCUUCUCACCCCCAUCUGAACCCAUAAAGUCCCCUCUGUGCUGUCACCAGCUUCUCUAAUGAAGUAUAGCAACACUGACCAAACAUUGUUCUGUCAGUGUGAUUCUAACAGGGCUGCUAAUGGGAAAGAAAGGUAUGGCAUUUUACAGAAUGUUAUAACUUGGAGCACAGUUUUGAGCAUGUUCUAGGAAUAGGCUUCAAGGAGAAGAGGAUGCUUUUCACACAGACUCAUCUCUUUGGCUAUGUGAAAACUAUGGAUUCCAAGCAGCUGAAGUCUGACCAAUAAAAACUACUGCAGGUGUCUGUCUCAUA